Paramecium sonneborni is the source of this 862-nucleotide messenger RNA. Lineage: Eukaryota; Ciliophora; Oligohymenophorea; Peniculida; Parameciidae. The record is from the annotation of a GenBank genome assembly.
AUGUUCAUAAAAAUUUCUCAAUUUCGAUUUUCUUCAACAAUUUUUGACUUAAAAGGAGAGCCAAUCUAAUUUCUGAAACCUAAAUAUGUGAGUAAUUAUCCACAAGACUUAUUUAGAGUCAAAUGGCUUCAGAAAUUUUCUAUAAAAUGAUUAGUAUAGAAGGUAAAUUCGAGAAAAAUAAUAUUGAUAAUUUCCUUCAGUUAAAAUAACGUGAAUAAGAAUUAAAUAAAAUUAAAAGAAAAGAGGUAAAUUAAUCAUUCAUAUUGCUUAGUUUUUAAUUAUAGGUAAAUUUAUUUAAGAUUUUACAUUUUUUAGGAAGAUCAAAUGUAGGAAAAUCAAGUUUAUUAAAUGCUUUAUUAGGAAGAAAUAUUGCUGAAACUUCAAAUUAUCCUGGGAAAACUAGAUCGUUAGAUUUUUAUAAUUUAGGCUAAUCUAAGGUGAUUGUUGAUUCUCCUGGUUAUGGUUUUGCAAAAGGAAAUAAAAAAGAUGUUUAAAAUUGGGGAUAUCUUAUGCAAUAUUAUAUUAAAAAUAGCCCUUUUUUAAAAUAAUCAUAUGUUUUAAUAGAUGGUGAACAUGGGUAAAUAUAUAUUUUAAUUAUUAUCAGAUUUAAAGAUGUUGAUUCUAUGACAUUAUAAUUAAUGUAAAGUUUAGAAAAACCAUUUACAAUUGUUUUUACAAAAUGUGAUAAAAUUUCAAAAAUUGAUGAAUUAGUUUAAAAAAGUAGAGAAAAAUUAGAUAAACAUAUCUAUUCAUCAUAAGUUCUUCACUUUACCAGCGUGAGGUAAUUUCAAUUAUAUAAUUUAUAAGAAACAGAACUGGAUUAUUAGAAUUGUAAUAAAGUAUAGCCUUUUAUUGUGAAUGA